This is a messenger RNA of Lachancea nothofagi CBS 11611, 234 nucleotides long. The record is from the annotation of a GenBank genome assembly. NCBI's taxonomy places the organism in Eukaryota, Fungi, Ascomycota, Saccharomycetes, Saccharomycetales, Saccharomycetaceae.
AUGGUGGCCAUAGUAAGGUAUAUACCCAAAAGCUCGUUAUGGUUGUGCCCAGUAUUUUUGAUCGGAUCGGACUUUGUCACAAGUUUGUAUGGCAACGAGAAAGGACAAGCUAGUGUGAAAGGACAUGCGAGCUACAAGACCAGGAAACUAGCAUCGUCGCGUCGUAAAAAUGAGCGAAGGCAUGACGGGGGCAAGAAUAAAGAGAUUCUGCACAGAAUUAGUGAAUUCAACUGA